AUGGCACGAGCGCGCCAGGUUGUCUUCCGCAUCUUCUACAGCACCUCUUUCACCAUUGUAUUCCUACUCCUCAUCUGCUUCAUCUGCGUCACCCCGGCAGAUGCCAUCUAUGAAUCCUAUAAGCGACGUAGGACGCUCGAUAUCUUCUUGAUGAGUGGUGCCUAUGUUGUCACUGCUCUUAUUGCCAUUCUCAUCUAUUCAUCCCGAAUUUAUACCAACCGCUCUGUUCUCAAAGAUAUCCCAAAGUCGUUUAUGCCGAUUGAGAAGGAAGAACUCCCCGGAAGACGAGUCCACAAGUUAAUACAAGAUUGCCUGGCAAAAAGUGCAGUCAUUGCAUAUCAGGCACGUCCAAGAAGCACGAGGAUUGAACAUGAAACUCAGAUUGCAGCCACAAGGGUGUUGGCCAUGUGCCGAUCACGAGAAUGUACUGGCCCGUACAUUGAGGAGAGAUGGGGGGAGAUAGAUCACCCGGGUUGGUCUUCUCCUGCUGCAAAAGAAACACCAAACCUUGAGUACGCUACAGUGGUGGAUGAGCUGACCGACUUGAUCGAAGCAAAGGCCAUUAGUCUCGUUCCAGUCGACCCACUGGUCGAGCCAGGUCCGGAUGGUCUACCACUCCCCGAUCCUCGGGUUAUUGAGGAACUUUCAAGAGCUGGGACAAUGGGCAUGCGAUCCUAUCUUCGACACCUGAUCGAUCUCGGGGUCGCACCAGACAACUCCCUCACUGUGGCUUUUCUUUCGGCCUACGAGCGUGCUCGAUUUGCCCCAGAGCCAAUAUCGGAGCAAGACUUUCAGGUCCUGAUGCGCAUGUUUGCCGAGCUCCUUCGCAGUAUGAGACCUGUCGAUCUGGAGUUAAUUGACUUGGAUACCUCAUCAUUUGAUGACGGAUUUGAUGGAUCUAGUAUAAUACAUCGAGACGUUCAAGACGAUCGUCAUCAACCUCAUGUUCCCCACCACCAUCAUUACAGCCACCGACAUGGAGGAGAGAAAGCUUCCAUACCAUCUACGUUCUCCGACUCCGGCUCCGUACGACAUUACGGCGCUCCCCCACGACGUGUUUCUGAAGACUCUGUCCCAUCCAUGUCCUCCUUUGAACGAGACCACGGCCAUCGCAACCAUAAUCAUGAGCAGGGCAACCCACCCCCUCGAUCCACAACCUCCACCUCCAACGACGGCAACGCAUCCGACGACGAAGCCGAUCGGAGCCAGGAAGAAGACGACGAAGAGGAUCGCCUUUCGCUCCGCACGGCACCGACGCACACGCAGCGAUCCAUCUCCCGGCCCACCUUGUCCGGUCGCAACUCGAGCUCGCGCUUUGUGUCUGCUCAUUCGCGCCAGGGCCUCGGGCUUCGGCUGCAAACUACGCGGUCACAUAGCUCUGUGCGAUCUGGCCGCUCUGGUGCCAGUCGACGGAGCAGGACCAGCAGUGAGCGAUCCACGGCUGCGGGUAGCGUUAUACGUCUUGCUCGCCCAGAGGAUGGGGAUGCCGCACGGGGGCUGCCCUAUAUUCUCCAGCUCCCGAAGAGGGAUGACAACUAA
This is a messenger RNA of Exophiala bonariae, 1539 nucleotides long. RefSeq lists its product as uncharacterized. NCBI's taxonomy places the organism in Eukaryota, Fungi, Ascomycota, Eurotiomycetes, Chaetothyriales, Herpotrichiellaceae. The record is from RefSeq and is a predicted model, not a curated record. The coding region runs from base 1 to 1539 and encodes 512 amino acids. The transcript has a single exon.